CCAAUGAUAGAUGAAGUUUUUUCCUAUUUCUUUUGUCUUCUCUUCCUUCUUCUUAUAAAUUCCUCUACUCCUCCUUCACCAUUUCCUCCUCCUCACCUUCUCUCUCUCAACAUCUCUCUCUUUCUCUGUCUUCUCUCUGUCUCAACGAGAAUAUGACUAACCAGAAUGUCAUCGUUUCCGACAGGAAACCCAUCUUGGGUUUGAAAACCAUCACUGUCUCUGUCUCUAACUCUCCUCUGUUCUCUAAUUCCUUUCCCACUUACUUUAACUUCCCUCGUCGAAAGCUCUUGAAACUUCUUGAAGCAGCCGACAAAAACAACUUAGUUGUUGCUCCAAAGAUUACGUCUAUGAUCGAUUCCAUGCGUGAUUCUUCCCCUACACGUCUCAGAUCCUCUUCCUAUGACUCUGUUUCAGAUAACGACGACAAAACAUCUUGGAUCGUUCGUUUUCCUUCGGCUUUAAAUAUGUUUGAUGAGAUUGUGAAUGCUGCGAAAGGGAAACAGAUUGUCAUGUUUCUUGAUUACGACGGAACUCUUUCUCCCAUAGUUGAAGAUCCCGACAAAGCUUUCAUAACCCAUGAGAUGAGAGAAGUCGUAAAAGACGUGGCUUCGAAUUUCCCGACUGCUAUUGUCACCGGGAGAUCCAUUGAGAAGGUUCGUAGUUUUGUCCAAGUAAACGAGAUUUACUACGCCGGAAGCCACGGCAUGGACAUUGAAGGUCCGACCAACGAAAAUAGUAACGGCCAGAGUAAUGAAAGAGUGCUAUUCCAACCUGCUCGUGAAUUUUUACCGAUGAUCGAGAAGGUGGUUAAUAUUUUAGAGGAAAAAACAAAAUGGAUCCCUGGGGCUAUGGUGGAGAACAACAAGUUUUGUCUGUCCGUACAUUUUCGACGUGUUGAUGAGAAGAGAUGGCCUGCAUUAGCUGAAGUAGUAAAAUCAGUUCUUAUUGAUUAUCCAAAGCUGAAACUAACCCAAGGUAGAAAGGUACUUGAAAUCCGCCCCACAAUCAAAUGGGACAAGGGCCAGGCACUCAAUUUUUUACUAAAAUCAUUAGGAUAUGAAAAUUCGGAUGAUGUUGUGCCGGUGUAUAUCGGGGAUGACCGUACUGACGAAGAUGCGUUUAAGGUUUUACGUGAAAGGGGACAAGGUUUUGGGAUUCUUGUCUCAAAAGUACCAAAGGACACCAAUGCCUCUUAUUCUCUUCAAGACCCUUCUCAGGUUAACAAGUUUCUGGAACGUUUAGUAGAAUGGAAGAGGAAGACAGUGGGAGAAGAGUGAAAGACAUGCAACAUAAUUACACAAAUAACACCUGAGUUUUGAGUAGAUUAUUAAUUUAUAUAAACACCCUUUUUAAAUUAGUAGAUGCCUGGAGGGUGUUUCGGCCAGAAGUUUUUCUUUUAAUCUACAUCGAACCGAAAAUUGUAAAUUUCGUGUAACGAUUUAGAAAUGGAAAAAUAUAUUAAUAAUUUACUCAUUCUUAUUUGACCUUUCCUUUGUUCACUUUCUUGUUGUACAUUUUUUCUUUCUUUUAUAACUUUCAUGGUUUAAUUACUGAAUAUGGGAUGAUUUUUUUGAUACUGGAAAAGUUUUAAAAUGUACUGUUGUAAACGAAUAAAUCAAAC
Arabidopsis thaliana (thale cress) is the source of this 1621-nucleotide messenger RNA. RefSeq names its product trehalose-6-phosphate phosphatase (gene TPPB). Gene Ontology annotation, molecular function: trehalose-phosphatase activity. The record is from RefSeq and is marked reviewed. The transcript has 11 exons. Bases 153 to 1277 code for a protein of 374 amino acids. Gene Ontology annotation, biological process: trehalose biosynthetic process. NCBI's taxonomy places the organism in Eukaryota, Viridiplantae, Streptophyta, Magnoliopsida, Brassicales, Brassicaceae.